Molecule: messenger RNA, 3696 nt
Organism: Eleginops maclovinus (Patagonian blennie)
Lineage: Eukaryota; Metazoa; Chordata; Actinopteri; Perciformes; Eleginopidae
Gene: tcp11l1
Product: t-complex 11, testis-specific-like 1
Exons: 10
Coding region: 288-1790 (500 amino acids)
Biological process (GO): signal transduction
Source: RefSeq, a predicted model, not a curated record
GUGUUGGUUAGCUUAGCGGCGACUCUACGCAUGUUAAAAGAGAACAGGGUGCGACAUCUGUAAGCUUGAGUUUCUUUGUGUUAAACAAAACCUUCAUUCUGUUGGAGACGGUGUCUGGCAGUGCUGAAGUUGUGAAUACAUUUGUCAGUGAUCAUUCCCUAUUGCCGGCCGGGCUAUAAAGGAACUGUGUCAUAAGGAGGCUUUGUUGUUGUUCCCCAAAGCUAUCGGUAGAGAAGUUGAGCUAACACAUCUUUUUCUCUUUCCUUUUUCCUGCUGACUACAAGAGCAUGCAAAAGGAGAAAGACCAAGUUGGAGGAGACAAGGAGUCAAAAGAGGAGAGGACACAGGAUGCUACUGAGGAGACUGUGAGCAAGAGGAUCCGGACAAAUACUCCGAGCCCACAAAGAGGGAACACUCCCCAAGCCAGUCCCCCUAAGUUUGUGUCUAUGGAGGAGCUGAUGCAGACGGCUAAAGGAGUCUCCAACAUGGCUCUGGCCCAUGAAAUAAUGGUCAACAGCGCUUUCAAAGUCAAACCUGCAGCGCCUCCUGAGGGGAGUUUGGAGCACAAAGUGAAAGAGAUUGUGCACAAAGCAUUCUGGGAUUGUUUGGAGGCUCAGUUGACGGACGAGCCGCAGACGUACGGACAUUCCAUCAAACUGCUGGCGGAGAUCAAAGAGACUUUGCUGUCUUUCUUGAUGCCGGGGCACGGCCGUCUGCGCACCCAGAUUGAGGAGGUUCUGGAUCUGCCUCUCAUCCAGCAGCAGGCUGAGAAAGGAGCGCUGGACAUCGGUCAACUCUCCCAGUUCAUCGUCAGGAUCAUGGGCUCGCAGUGUGCCCCCUGCAGAGACGAGGACAUCAGAAAGCUAAAGGAGAUCACAGAAAUUGUGCCUCUGCUCAAGGCAAUAUUCUCUGUGCUGGACCUGAUGAAGGUAGACAUGGCCAACUUUGCGCUGACCAGCUUCCGGCCUCAUCUGAUGCAGCAAUCUGUUGAGUAUGAGAGGAGCAAGUUCCAGGAGUUUGUAGAGAAACACCCCAAUGCCUUAGACUUCACUGAGAAGUGGCUUGAGGACACAGUGAGAUGCCUGAGAGAGACGGAUGGUUCUACUGCUGCUUCAUCUGACCCCCCCGCCUCCCUCACUGCUGUUAAUGUUCAUAAUCAAGCCUAUCUACGACUGCUGAAGUGGGACCACGCCUCCGACCCCUUCCCAGAGACCGUUUUGAUGGACCAGGUCCGGUUCCAGGAGAUGCAUCAGGAGGCAGAGCGGUUGGUCCUGCUCUCCUCCGUGCUGCUCAUCAUCUACACCACCACCGGGGAGGCUAUCUCCGGCCUGCCGGGGCUGAUGGACACUCUCAAAAACACUGUCAAUGCCCUGCUGGCCGACAUGAACACACCUUCUUUUAAUGCAGAUGAGGCGUUGGCAACCAUCGGGGAGAAAAUGUGCGUGGAGCUGAGUAAGUGUCUGAGUCAGCACGGUUUCUCUCCCUUCUCUGCUGACCGGAAGAGCAUUCUGAGGGGACAAAUCUCUGCCGCCAUCCAGCCAGACAACACCAUCCGCAAGCUGAUGGAGUCUCGUGUUCAGAACUAUCUCCUGGUUUCCCUGGACUCCAAUCAACAUAACACCCCUCCUCCUCUCCCAGGAGGCCUUGCUCCGGUCAGCAAGGAGGUGAAGGAGCUGGCUGUGCGCUUCAGUCGCCUCGUCAACUUCAACAAGCUCGUCUUCUCCCCGUUCUACCAAAAGAUUUUUAACAAAAUACUGACAUCACAGGAGAGUCCCGGCGCAGAGACGUAAGCUGGAAGUGGAGAGCGCCGUGUAGUUUUGCACUUUCCCCUCCCUAGUAAAAUAUUUAGAGUAACAAGCUGAGGAGGCUGAUCUGCAUUCAGCCGGUAAAGCCAGCUCCCCCACAGCGUGCACCUUAACAACGUAUACAAUGCUGACUACCAUCCCUGCUGCAUUAACUCACUGUGUUGCUUAUUUGAUAAAGUCUCAGUUCAGUAUUAUUAAAAGGGUUUGAUACAAAUCAAAUACCAUGUUAUCCAAGCCAGUACAAAACCUGUUUUUUAGAUUGAACACAAAAACAAUACUUAGUGUGUAAGCAGCAGAACAGAAAUACAAUUUCAAUUCUCAAAGGUCCACUUAAAGACAAAGGUGUCUCAGAGCAGGAUCCUUAUCGACCAACAGUCCUCUGUGAGAGAACAGUCCUGUGUUAAGGCCUAAAAGUAUACCAUUAAUAUUCUUUGCACAUACCCAUGCUCUUAUUAAUGAACUGGAGCUCUAAAGAUGUCUCAACCAGUCAGGAGUUACAAGGAAAAGGCGUUCAAGCAGAGGCAUGCUGGAACAUUGCAUGAAAAGAAAGAAACCCUGAUGAAAAAAGUAUGAUUUUUAAAGAGGUCCUAUUAUGCUUUAUGGGGUUUCCUGGUGCCUUUAGUUUGUUGUAUAGGUUUUUUGUGAAUGUAAAUGGUUGCAAAGAUGGAGUUUCUCUCCCACACACAAAUGUUAAACUAUUCCUUAUAAGAUACCGUUUUGACUGAACUGAAUUCUAUAUAUGACUUUUUUAAAAUUGAUUUAUUGAGAUUUGAGAGGGACAUUUUUAUUUGACAGUAUUUUUUUUUACUUCUCUAAAUAGUGUUCACGUGUAUUUAAGGACAAGUUUAAAAAGGAUGCAUUUGUAAGGGGAAUAGCAUUUAACUUAAAACAGAACUAAUGUGCAUAUCUCCUGAACACUCAUAACAGGUCAACUAUUCUGGAGCUCUCCUGCAUAAAACCUUCCUACUCCGAAGACAGUAGCAGCAAAUAUGCAUCACUUAUAGGUGUUUCUCUGGGAGUGGUUCCACACACUCAGACAUUCAUAAGUACAAACUAGUCACAGCUUUCAGCAGUGGACCGUUUUCAAACUUCUGACACAGUUUAUCGGCCAAACACAGACUGCAUUAAUACUUUAACACUGCAAUUGUAGGGAAAUAGAGUGGAUACUUUGCGUAAUCGGAGAAAAUGACAAAAUAGUUGUCAUUAAUAAUUUCUUGCGUAAUAAUAAAAAUGAAAACAUCGGGCUUGUAGUUGUACAGAUGCGUCAAUAGAUGCUCAGAGUAAGCAUCUUUUCAGAGUCUGUUUGGAGUCUCUACAAGCCUAAAUUAAAACUGGAACAGGACAUUUAUCAACUCUUUAUUCAUAUCAAAUUGUCUGAAAAUGCAGCCUGCUUGCGGGUCUGAAUGCUCCUACUUGCUCAUAAGGAAUUCAAUCUAAAAUGCCUCAGGAUUGGAGCGUAGAGUAUCACAAUAUGACCAAAACAACACUAUCCAUUGUAAAAAUCAACAGGCAACAUAGGGGUCUUCUUUAAGUAUGAAUCUGUCAUAUUGGGGGUUUUGUCAACAGGAGGAUACAUUGAUAAGGACUUAAUGGACACUGGACUGCUCUCUUAAACUGUGUCUUUAUUGUUUCUGAAUUAUUUUCACUAAUUUAUACUAUUUAUCAUGGUUUAUGAGAUGUUUUUACUUUUGUAAAACACUUAGCUUUCCAUCAUAUUUACUCACUUAACCUCCUUACAGAAUACUUACAUGUUGUCUUCCCUCCUCCAGGCAGAAUGACGUUGCCUAUUCCCCAAAUAAUUCCCGCAUUUACUGCUCACAGCAAUUACACUGAUAUUUUAUCUCUCACUGUUCAUCCCACAUGCAAAUAAAGCUUUGUUUGUCCCACACAA